Molecule: messenger RNA, 1875 nt
Organism: Iphiclides podalirius (scarce swallowtail)
Lineage: Eukaryota; Metazoa; Arthropoda; Insecta; Lepidoptera; Papilionidae
Source: the annotation of a GenBank genome assembly
AUGGUUAAAACACGAUCUUCAGCGCGGGUAGUUAACGCGUCCCAGAGUGUGCCCGCCGAAAAUGGAAACUCCUCCGAACUUAGGACGCGGCUCAAAACCACUGAAAAUGGACAUCGCUCGCAAAAGAAUUACCACUCUAGGAACAGCCAGGCGUUGCCGUCGAGCGGCGUGGGCCCCGGUAGCGGGUCCCAGGGCAAGGACCCACUGGCGCCCGCGCUGCAGAGCUCCCGCUCUAUGUACCAGCACCCCGCCGUCACCGGUUACAACCCGCAGGACGCGCGCGCUCAGUCCCUGCCAGUGACGGCGCGCACUGCGCAGGCGCGGCAAAGCCCGAUGUACGCGGGCGGCAUGUACCAUGGAUACUCAAGCCCCGCCGGGGCCGCAGCCCUGGCGCCGAUGGCCUCGCCCUCGGCCUCCGCCGCCCUGUCGCCGUUCCCCGUGCACCCGGACGUCAAGUUCAAGAAACUUCCGUUCUACGAUGUGAUGGCGGAACUAUUGAAGCCGUCGACGAUGAUGCCAAUUCAGUCUGGCCGAAUGCAGGAAGGCACCUUCGCAUUCCACCUCACGCCACAACAAGCCACAGAGAUAGCCUCCGGCAAGGAUAUCGUCGGGACUAGUAAUAAACUUGACUACGUCAUACAGGCACAGCUGAGAUUCUGCCUGCUAGAAACUUCUUGUGAACAGGAAGACUAUUUUCCGCCUAGUGUUAAUGUUAAAGUAAACAAUAAAAUGUGUCCGUUACCAAACCCAAUACCUACGAACAAACCUACACCGGAGCCGAAGAGACCACCGAGGCCAGUCAACAUCUCGUCGCUGGUGAAACUGUCACCUACGGUUUCCAACACCAUCCAGGUGACGUGGGCGGCCGAUUUCACGCGGGCAUACGUGCUGAGCGUGUUCCUCGUGAGGAAACUCACCUCCGCGGAGCUCCUGCAGCGUCUCAAGAAUAAGGGAACCAAGAAUCCCGACUACACACGAUCGCUGAUCAAAGAGAAACUGUCAGAAGAUUAUGACAAUGAGAUAGCAACAACUUCCCUCCGGGUGUCACUGAUGUGCCCUUUGGGUAAAAUGCGGAUGUCGUGCCCGUGUCGGCCCGCGAACUGCCCGCAUCUGCAGUGCUUCGACGCGUCACUGUUCUUACAGAUGAACGAACGGAAACCCACAUGGCUGUGUCCUGUCUGUGAUAGGCCCGCACCAUAUGACUCAUUAGUUGUGGACGGAUAUUUCCUGGAGGUGUUGACGUCAUCGCGGCUCGCGAGUGAUUGCAAUGAGAUCCAGCUGCACGCCGACGGCAGCUGGUCGGCGCAUUCGCCGCCACCGCGCGCCCCGCAGGCCGCGCAGCCCGUCGCCGAGCCUGUCACGCUGAUCCCGGACGAUCUCGAAAUAAUACCAGUAGAUGGAAGCGGCGGGGGCGCGAAGAGGGUGGCGGUAGGGGAAGGGCGCACACCGAAACCCGCAGAACUGCUUGUGGACCUCACAUCCGACUCCGACGACGAAGUGCCCCUCAAGAGGAAAGUGCCACUGCCGAAACACUCGCCGCCAAUCCUGGAAUCAAACAUAAAGACUGAUGACUACGCCUCUUCUAACGCGUCGGAGGCGGUGUCGUCGAGCGGCUACCGUUCGCCGAGCGCGUGCGGCGCGGCGUGCGGCGUCAUCUCGCUGGACAGCCCGUCGCCGCCGGCGCCCGCGUCGCCGCCCGCCGCGCCCCCCCUCCCCGCCCACACCGGCCCGCCCGCGCCCCCCGAGCGCCAGCACAGCGCGCCCGCCGACCUCUGUACAAGUAACAACACUGAACGUGAAGAUAACGAAACAGCGCCCACGCACUGGACGCCAUAUGACACAGACCGAGAGUCCCAUGACAUGUUGCGAAGGUAC